This is a messenger RNA of Scomber scombrus (Atlantic mackerel), 2249 nucleotides long. RefSeq names its product integral membrane protein 2A-like. Gene Ontology annotation, biological process: negative regulation of amyloid precursor protein biosynthetic process. Gene Ontology annotation, molecular function: amyloid-beta binding. Bases 107 to 853 code for a protein of 248 amino acids. NCBI's taxonomy places the organism in Eukaryota, Metazoa, Chordata, Actinopteri, Scombriformes, Scombridae. The record is from RefSeq and is a predicted model, not a curated record. The transcript is spliced from 6 exons. Gene Ontology annotation, cellular component: extracellular exosome; Golgi apparatus; plasma membrane.
UGCGUCACACAGACAGAGCGGAGUCUGCAGAGCAACACCGACACUCUCCCACCUUUUUUUUUAACCUGUCUGCACAAGAAACCCGAGCUGACCUCUCUACUUCAGUAUGGUGAAGAUCGCUUUUAACUCUGCUUUGGCGCAGAAGGCUCUGGGUAAAGAUGUGCCAGUCGCUGAGAAGGAUCCUGAGCUAGCUUCUGGUCCAGUGGGCACAGAGGGCUCCACAGGUCGUUGCCUGCUCACCCUGCUGGGCAUCGCUUUCAUCCUCAGUGGGCUCAUCGUAGGCGGAGCGUGUCUCUAUCGAUACUUCACCCCAAAGAGGCUGUAUCAUGGAGCGAUGCAGUUCAGCGACGUGUCAGCCGGAGCUGGAAGAGAGAACCAGCCCUACUACCUGCCGCGGGUGGAGGAGGAAGUGGAGAUCUCUGACAGUAUGGCCGUCAUCAGCGUCCCCCCUCCCCGCUUCAGACCCGGAGACCCCGCUUACAUCCUCCAUGACUUCAACAGGAAGCUGACGGCAUAUCUGGAUCUGACUCUGAGGACUUGCUUUGUCAUUCCUCUGAACACCUCGGUGGUUCUCCCCCCUCAAGACCUCAUUGACCUCUUCUCACAGCUGAUGUCGGGCUCAUACCGCAGCUACCUGGUACAUGAGGACCUGGUGGUGACGGAGCGUAUCGACGACAUCAAACCUCUGGGCUUCUACAUCCGCCGGCUGUGUGACGGCAAGGAAACGUACAAAAUGCAACGCCGCGCCAGCCUGCCAGGUGGAGGCAUCCAGAAGCGCGCCGCAGAUGAUUGUUUCACCUUCCACCACUUUGAAAACAAGUUUGUGACGGAGACCCGGAUCUGCAAGGCUUGAUGAGAGAGCCUGUGAGCAAAGGUCGGAAAGAGUGAUAGACAGAGCCAGCAUGACAGACACAGAGAGAUUGUGUGAGAGAGAGAGAGAGAGAGUCGGUGGGAGUAGGAGAAGGAGGGAGCAACUUUUAUGAGAAAGUUACUUUUGUAUAAAACUAACUCUUGUUUUAACUUCUGCUUUUAACCCCCCCCCCCCCCCCCCCCUUCAGUGAUUUGUGAGUUUAAGUUACAGCGCUGUAGCCUAACACCUUUCUCUGCAGUAUUCCCCUCAACCUGCAUACAGUAUGUCAUAGCUCUCUUGCUCAAGUAUUCACUAGCUAGUCUUGUACCAAUAACUUGCAUCAGCCUGUUAACUAAGGACUUACUAAGUUUCAUUUCUUAAGUUAGUUAAUUUUGUUCUGUUACUGUAGCUUCCUGCAGACGGAUCUCAUUGUUGUUACUGUGUUACAAGAUCCAGUCACCUCAAGACCAGAGAGUUGUUAGUCAUUCUACUGAAUAUCCUAGUGAUGCUGAGAAGUCAUUCAUAUCAGACCUGUCUGUGUGUCAGCCUGCUGUUCCCUCGCUUAACAGACGUUAAAGGGGUUUGUAUCCUGCUGACGAAAUAAAGUAUAUGUUAAGUAGGAUAUAGCACAAAUCACCCUGGAAAUGUAUGGUACGUUACAGUAGUGGUAUGUAAAUUGGUUGUUAUUGUCUUUUAUGGAUGAUACCAGAUACACAAGCCCAGAGCUUUCAGUCACCACUUUGUAGAUAUUUCUCAGAGCGUCCUGCUGCUCCCAGAGGCCUCUGCUGUCCCGCUGUGUGAUGAUUUUAUGUAAUUAAUGGUGUCAAACCUGCCGGUGAACAGUCUAGCACCCUAUAUGACCAGUGUUUUUGUGUUUGUGUAGAAACUUCAUAUGUGACAAUAAACAUAAUGGAUGAUCAAUGAAGGAAAAGGAGUGUAUAAGCUAAAGGGAAAUUUCACCAAAUUUGACCUUGAAAAUACUUGUUCUUUCUGCCACAGAUUGUUUUGAAUUCUUAUGAAUGAAUUUGUUAUCCUGUGAUGAAAUUAUCUUUACAGAGAUAUUUAGUUACUGUAGGUUCAGUGUCUACAAGUUUUGCAAAAUCCUUGAUAUUUUAAAUUGUCACAGGGAUAUAUUUGUAAAAAAAAAAAAAGAGAAAAGAAAAACUUCAACAAACCCAUAAAAGACCUUUUUGCUGACUAACCUCAGUCAUUUGUAAUGCUUUCCCACUUGAUGCCUGCACAGAAAGACAAUCAGACAGGAAGUGAGCAUGUAAAACUGUGUUUCUGUCUCAGCUUUUUAACAAAAUACUAGAAGAUUAGUUAAAAAAAUGUUGUGUGCAGCUAUUGAACCGAAUCUCACUUUGUUGUUGAAUAAAAUUGCGUUUCUUUAUCUACUGAA